CCGACGCGCUCAGGUAGAUGAUGUGAGAAGUUCAGUGGUCCGUGUUUGGGGUUGUGGUGUUCAGUAGGACUCAGGGGACGCGCUGCUUAUUUUGAUAUUAUUGCGUUUACUUUCUGUAGGUUGUUCGAGGUGUUUUUGUAGACAUGGCGGACUGGAAGGUGCCGUUGAGUUAUAAUUACAGUCCGUCCUACCAUGCGUACGCGUACGGGUUAAUGUACCAGCAAGCCCCCGAGCAGACCCACACCAACAUGAACUGGACCGAGGCCGCGUAUGGAUCUUCUGUAGGGGUCAGCGGGGGUUACUACACCUCCCAGCCGCAGCAAUCUUCUCAAAGUCCUCCCGGGAGUCCUGAUUACAGCAGCCCGGUGUCUGAAGCUCAUUAUCCGGGCUCGGUCGUGUACUACUCCAACUCCAAGGCGCACACGCAUUCUAGUCGGCUCUUUCUCUGGCACAACCGGGCUCAGGUCGACCAAGUGGGGAAGGAGCAGGAACAAGCCGGCAGUGACACACCGAGUGACUCCGAGGCUCACACUCCAGAUUCGUGGAGCACUGGGAGCAGUCGUGAAGGCACUGGUGCUCAGGUGGAUCUGGAUCUCCCGUGGGUGCAGAAGAAUCCAGCAGACAACAGCGGCAGCCCCGACGCCACAGGAGCGGGUUCCGGCGCUCUCCCCGCGGCCACUGAGGGUCCGAGCUGCGCGGUGGUGGAGAGGGACAGCGGAGCGGCCGCGGUGUCCAAAGCAUCCGCGUCUCCGGAACCUCCGCCGGCGCAGCAGCGCAAAGCGAAAGCGCGAACCGCCUUUUCCGAGGAGCAGAUGAACGCGUUAAACGACCGCUUCAACGUGCAGAGAUACCUCACCCCUGCUGAGAUGAAGACCCUAGCAGGACUCACCGGACUCACCUACAAACAGGUGAAAACCUGGUUCCAGAAUCGUAGAAUGAAGCUGAAGAGGCACCAGAAAGAUAACACCUGGGUGUCUGAUAGGUACACUGGGACACCUAAUGCACAGACUUCACAUUCUCAGUUCCAGGUAGAUGCUCCAAUGCUGAACCAGGACCUCUAUAACAACCCCCAGUUCAGAGACGCAGUGUUCAAGAAGAGUCCCCCCCAGAUUCCUUAUUACCUGAACUACACCCGGCCCCUGUCCCCGUCUCAGGUCUCGUCCCCCAGACCCUCUGGAAGCUGGCGUCUGCCCCCAGCUGUGCAGCACUACGAGUUCCUCAAUCCUUCCAGCUAUGUUGGUGGAAACGCUGGUACGAGCGAUGUUUGCACUGUUGACCCAGGCAGCAGCCCUACUACACAGAUGGCCACAGUGCACAACGCCACACAGUGGUCAUCUUGAGCAACUGCACUUGGCUGCCUGUGGUGUGUGUAGUGUUUUGUGUAUAGUUUUAAAUCAAAGUGCUUUUGAUUCUAGUUCAGGGGUUUCACUGGAUCUGGCAGGAAGGCUGAUGAGUUUAUUUUAGGCCCUGAUCCACCACGACUGGGAUUUUGGAACCUUGUUGUUUGCAUGUUUUUAAAAAUUCCAAUUUUGUACAUUCUUUCUGACCGUGGAAAUGAUUUUGUCUAGUUUUUAUAUGGAAGAUCUAUUUUUAUAACUUCAACAAACCUUCCAGAGUAUUUAAUGUCUAUCAGGAACCCUUGCUCUUUCUUCUUUUCUUUUUUUUUUUUUUUAUAUUUGCUCAAGGUGUUUUCUUUGCCCUGGCGCUUUUAGAACCACUCUUGCCUGUGCUACACUUGUGUUGUCGUGGGGUGUUGAGGAAUAAAUGUUUUUUUUCUGGUGUUCCUGAGAAAAAUGUCCUCAUAUUCAUUUACCCCUAAAUAUGACCUACGACCCAUAACCGUAGUCUUUUAUAUAAACGCGCAUUUUUAUUUUCUGUAAAUCAGCGAUGACUCAUUUUGCUAGAGCUCAUGCGUCCAGGCUAAAGUGUGCUUGAGAUAAAGGUUCUGGAGAGAAAUACUUUCCAAGUAUAAAAUGUGAAAAUAAACGAAUAAAUAGAUGUGAAUGCA
Molecule: messenger RNA, 2008 nt
Organism: Silurus meridionalis
Lineage: Eukaryota; Metazoa; Chordata; Actinopteri; Siluriformes; Siluridae
Gene: nanog
Product: nanog homeobox
Exons: 4
Coding region: 144-1340 (398 amino acids)
Biological process (GO): regulation of transcription by RNA polymerase II
Molecular function (GO): DNA-binding transcription factor activity, RNA polymerase II-specific; RNA polymerase II cis-regulatory region sequence-specific DNA binding
Source: RefSeq, a predicted model, not a curated record